AUGUACUACACUGUUCUUCUACUGGUUCCAGUCCUGCAAGCGCUCGAACUGCCGCUUGCUCCAUACAAUGUGAAAGUAUUCUGCCGGCAGGGAAGACGAUACUCUCGCCGGGUACAGACCGUCCUUCAGUGCUCGUCGUCAACGACCGCGUGCGGCUACCUCGAAUUCAGUGCUCCAGACGUCACGAAAGGAGUGAACAAAAUAGGAAUCUACGAGUGCGUAGAUAAUGGUAUUUUGCAAAGUUCUGAUGACGAUCUCGAAGAGGAUAAUCAGAAGCUGUUCUCGCAAAUCUGCGGAGCUGUACCUCAGUGCUCACAAUUGAAUCUCGACAAUCUCAACCCAGCCUUCGCCAAGUAUCUUAUCGUUCAACAUGGUGUCCAGCUGGAGGCGCUGACAUCACGUACAAUUCGCUUCUGUUGCUCACUAUUCCAUCAUACACUUCAAAGACUGGUAACGUCUGAGAAGGACAAAUUGCCGUCCAUCUCAGCCCCACCCGUCCAUUGUCAGUCCGAAAUUUGUGGGGCCGAGGCGGUGGGUUGCCUAUUGCACUCUACUGGUACUUCUGAUUCUUCUGAAGAAUACGAUGAAUAUUACGAAAGGAAAAGGAAAACUCAUAGAUAUCGACUUGGGAAACGUCACACGGAUGAUUACGAUGAAGGAAUUGACGCAGUCCAGCUUUUCUUCGACUUUGAAGAAAGCGCCGAGAGUGAUCCAUCUCCGAAGUUUACUACCAGAACUCCAUCUCCAUUUCGCCCAACGAAAGCCUCUCUACGACCACCAGAGGUGAAAAGACCGAGAGUUCGCAUCGCAUCGUCUCGGAAUCAAAGCACCACUACCCGACCCUCCCUACCAAAAUCUGACGAAUACGGUAAGCGAGUUCAAGACUUCCACCGAAGUUGUUAG
Cooperia oncophora is the source of this 903-nucleotide messenger RNA. The record is from the annotation of a GenBank genome assembly. Lineage: Eukaryota; Metazoa; Nematoda; Chromadorea; Rhabditida; Trichostrongylidae.